AUGAUCUCUGCGAGGAGGAUGCUGCAGCAAGCUCUUAAAGUGUCCGGCCGGAGCGCCUCUCCUCUGGUGAAGUGGAUGGAGAGGUGGGCUGAGAGCGCAUCAGCAGCUCCGGAGGGGACCAAGGCGCAGGCAGCGAGGUCGCUGAACGAGAUGCCCGGACCGUCGGUCGCCAGUUUCGCCUGGGACUUGUUUGCCAAACGGGGGCUAUCACGACUCCACGAGUUACAGCUGGAGGGGGUGCAGCGGUAUGGGCCCAUGUGGAAGGCCAGUUUUGGUCCCAUCCUGACCGUGCAUGUGGCUGAGCCAGCUCUCAUAGAGCAGGUACUGAGGCAGGAGGGCCAGCAUCCCAUGCGCUCUGAUCUUUCCUCCUGGAAAGACUACAGGAAACUCAGAGGACAUCACUAUGGACUCUUAACAUCUGAGGGGGAGGAAUGGCAGACGGUGAGAAGUCUCCUGGGGAAGCACAUGUUGCGGCCAAAGGCGGUUGAAGCUUAUGAUAAAACCCUCAACAGCGUGGUCAGUGACCUCAUUGCCAAACUUCGCCUCCUCAGACAUCCCCAAGGCCUCGUCACCGACAUUGCCAGCGAGUUCUACCGCUUCGGCCUGGAGGGUAUUUCCUCGGUGCUAUUUGAAUCCAGAAUUGGUUGCCUGGAUCCGGUUGUUCCUGCAGAAACAGAGCGUUUCAUCCAGUCCAUCAACACAAUGUUUGUGAUGACGCUUCUGACCAUGGCCAUGCCAAGCUGGUUACACCUGUUGUUCCCAAAACCCUGGAACACUUUUUGUGAGUGCUGGGACUACAUGUUUGAGUUUGCUAAAGGUCACAUCGACCAACGUCUGACGGAAGAAGCAGAGAAGGUGGCCCGUGGAGAGAAGGUGGAGGGCCGAUACCUCACCUACUUCCUGUCCCAGACGGGGCUGCCCAUGAAGACGGUCUACAGCAACGUUACAGAGCUUCUUCUAGCCGGAGUUGACACAAUCUCCAGCACAAUGUCCUGGUCAUUGUAUGAACUUUCACGUCACCCAGAGGUGCAAGCCGCACUUCGAGAGGAAGUGUUGUCCGUAAUGGAGGGUCGCAGAAUACCAGAGGCAGCAGACGUGGCCCGCAUGCCGCUCAUGAAGGCCACCGUUAAAGAAGUGCUCAGAUUAUACCCUGUUAUUCCAGCCAAUGCAAGGGUCAUCACAGAAAGAGACAUUCAGGUUGGAGGCUACCUCAUUCCUAAAAAUACUCUGAUUACUCUGUGCCACUUUGCAACAUCUCGGGAUGCAGCGGUGUUUCCAAACCCAGAUGAGUUCCAACCGCAGCGCUGGCUCAACAGGGACCCGGGUCAUCACCCUUAUUCCUCUGUGCCCUUCGGUGUGGGCAAACGCAGCUGCAUUGGCCGCCGUAUCGCUGAGUUGGAGCUUUAUCUCGCACUAGCCAGGAUUCUAAUCGAGUUUGAUGUGAAGCCGGACCCAGAAGGGCGGGCAGUGAAACCAAUGACCCGAACGCUCCUAGUCCCAGAAAAUGUCAUUAGCCUCCAGUUUAUUGAACGAUGACCUACUCUCCUUGGCUACUCAGUUACAUGAGAGCGCACGAGAAUCUCUCAGAAGCAGAGAGCACCAGAAGGUGAGGUUAUCACAGAAACUGUUCGCCUGGCGCAUGUCAGAGCAGACCUUCAACCUUCUACAUAACCAAGACCAAAGCCCUCCAUACAUGCAACCCAAUUUGUCUAGGCUGACAGGGGGAACAAGAUCAAAAAAUGAAAGAAGGAUGAAGAGCAACCACUCAUCACGUAGCCAUUCCAGUGGAAGCAGUGUAACUCCAAUUUCCAGCAUUGUCUUUUCGAGUAAAUUAGCUGUUCUGAGUGCUUAUUUGCACAGAGGCCAAGAGCAAACCAAUGACCUUCUUCCAGUAUAUGUCACCAUACUGUACAGGCUGGAUGCAGGGUUUAAACUUUUAUUUUAAACUUGAAGCGGGUAAGACCAUUUUCACCUUUCAUGGCAUUUCAAGGAACAUGUCAAAAAUGCUGGGAGCUGCUUUUUCCUGAUCUUGCAACCCCAUCCAAAUGCCUUAUAACCAAUUAUAUGGACACUUACACUUUAUUUUUCCGUAUUUAGUUUGCACCAGUAUCUCUGAAUUACACAGUUUCAUAGUUUCUGACUACACAAGUAUUCAUUAUGCAUUUCUUAAGUAUUUCUGUAUGUGUUACUCCAAUGCACCAGAGAGGCUGUAAAUCUCCCAAAGUCUGAGAUUCAUGGUGCGCUAUAAUUCAGCAUUUUAGAUGAAUGGGAGAGUCACAGGUUGGCAUGGUGCCAUGCUUUUCCAAUCUUUAACUCUACUGAGGUAUUAUGAAAGUUAUGUAAUUACGGUAUUCAGUGUACUGAUGACAAUGUUUUUCAUAAGGUGCUCAAGAUUUAUAAGGGUGCUUGUGUGAUGGGUUUGUUUUGAAAUCUCCACAAGAAUGGCAGCUGUUGAAAACAUUCCUGUUCAGGAAAGAAUGGUGCCACUGUUCAAAAUCCCAAACCGAAGCCAUUCUGCACUCUCAGGCUUUGUAAAACCUGUCUUUGUUGUCUUUAAAUGUUUGUAUGGACAGCACAAUGCAAGCUGCUGUAUUUAUUUAUGUACUUUUAAAUUUUAUAACAUCUACAACCUGUAUGUUACAAUACCAUU
This is a messenger RNA of Myripristis murdjan (pinecone soldierfish), 2650 nucleotides long. It is a transcript of the gene cyp27b1, whose product is annotated as cytochrome P450, family 27, subfamily B, polypeptide 1. The record is from RefSeq and is a predicted model, not a curated record. Lineage: Eukaryota; Metazoa; Chordata; Actinopteri; Holocentriformes; Holocentridae. The transcript is spliced from 9 exons. Gene Ontology annotation, biological process: cellular response to peptide hormone stimulus; glucocorticoid biosynthetic process; C21-steroid hormone biosynthetic process. Gene Ontology annotation, cellular component: mitochondrial inner membrane. Bases 1 to 1536 code for a protein of 511 amino acids. Gene Ontology annotation, molecular function: heme binding; iron ion binding; monooxygenase activity.